Daucus carota subsp. sativus is the source of this 1740-nucleotide messenger RNA. RefSeq lists its product as uncharacterized. NCBI's taxonomy places the organism in Eukaryota, Viridiplantae, Streptophyta, Magnoliopsida, Apiales, Apiaceae. The record is from RefSeq and is a predicted model, not a curated record. The transcript is spliced from 6 exons. Bases 210 to 1547 code for a protein of 445 amino acids.
AUAGUCGAAUUGAUAUUAUAAACAAUAAAUUGAUGAUUUUGUUUUUUUAAAGUUAACAAGAGAUUAGUUAGAAAUCUUUUAAUAAAUCAAAUUUUUUUUUUAAAUUUGUGACUGUAAUUUAAUUCAAAAUUCAAUGUACAGCAAGUCGUUUUGACAGACACGAGCAGAAGAGAUAAAAUAGUGAGCGGGAGAAGACAGUGUAAACUCCGAUGGCGGUGGCAUCGGUAAGCUUGGCGGCACAGCUACAAUCUCCGCCGUCAAUCCGCCCACUUCAUUGCCGCAGCUUAUAUUCAACUUCAAACGGCCACAGCAGUUUCAAAUCGAAGCCGCCAUUUCCACCUCAAAAACAUGUACUAGUAGCACCGGUAAGAAGAAGAGGAAUAACGGUGGGUGGUGCAAUGCUAAAUUUAAAUUCGGGGGGACCUUUAAUUUCACCACAAGAUCAUUGGGGUAUAUGGGCUGCUCUCUUUGCCACCGCUACUUUUGGCUUAUGGUCGGAGAGAACCAAGAUUGGGAGUAUGAUUAGUGCUGCAUUGGUCACCAUCUUGGUUGGAAUUGCUGCAAGUAAUUUGGGAGUAAUUCCUUACGAGGCGCCUGCAUACUCAGUUGUGUUUCAAUAUCUUCUACCUUUGACAAUUCCAUUGUUGUUGUUUAGAGCAGAUAUGUGGAACGUAAUACACUCAACAGGGACACUGUUUUCUGCCUUCUUGCUUGGAUCAGUAGCGACAGUAAUUGGAACUCUAGUGGCGUUCCUGUUGGUGCCUAUGCGGUCACUUGGUCAAGAUGCUUGGAAAAUAGCUGCAUGUCUGAUGGGUAGUUACAUCGGUGGAGCGGUUAAUUAUAUUGCAAUUGGAGAAGCACUUAAAGUUUCACCAUCUGUGCUGGCAGCUGGUGUAGCUGCUGACAAUGUUAUCUGUGCCAUAUAUUUUGUUAUACUAUUUAUGCUAGCCUCCAAAAUACCUGCAGAGCCUCCUUCGUCCAAUGAUGGUGCUGCCACAGAGUGGACUUCUGGAAGCAACCUUCCUGUUCUUCAGUCUGCUGCUGCAAUUGCUAUUUCUAUGGCCCUCUGCAAAUCUGCUAUGUGGAUGUCCAAAUUACUUGGUGUUCAAGGAGGCAUUCUGCCAAUAGUUACAGCACUUGUUGUGAUUCUCGCAACUUUGCUUCCUACACAAUUUGCUUACAUUGCACCUGCUGGUGAUGCUAUUGCUGUAGUGUUGAUGCAGGUAUUUUUUGCUGUGCUUGGUGCGAGUGGUAGCAUCUGGAAUGUCAUUAACACAGCACCUAGCAUCUUCGUGUUUGCACUCAUUCAAGUAACUGUCCACCUGCUUGUAAUCCUUGGAUUAGGAAAGCUCUUCCAAUUGGACCUAAAAUUAUUACUACUGGCUUCCAAUGCUAACAUUGGAGGUCCUACGACAGCAUGCGGAAUGGCUACAGCCAAAGGAUGGGGUUCUUUAGUUGUCCCCGGAAUUCUGGUUGGUAUAUUUGGAGUUUCUCUUGCUACAUUGUUUGGCAUCAGUUUUGGCUUAUUGGUGCUUAAAAACAUGUGAUACUGAAACAACAUGUAUAUUACACCGUGAUUCAAGUGAGAACAGUUUUGUAGUUAUUUUUUUUAUGUUAUAUAAAUAAUAGUGUUCUCGGUGUUCUCACGCUAAAACGCGUUAGCGCGCCCCAUGUACAUUAUGUCACUUGUAUGAUUUUAUAAUAAUUCAUAUAUAUACAAAAUAAUAUUAAGAGAAUACA